GCACCCCAAAAACUGCCGUACGAGUGCACUGCGGGGACCUGGACACCGGCAAAUCGUUGGCAGCUACUAAUUGUUACCGUGCACUGCGCUGGGUUUAGUACAGAGCAUCCCUUCGGCGGUUCUCAUCUCCUUGUCCUGCCAGCACCCGGCAUCCAUCGAAUGCGAACGCUCAAAUUAUUGCUGACCUCGUCUGCACGCGUUCGCAUGGCCUCCAUGACGAGCAACGCGAAAGGCACGCUCGCGCCCGCAUCGAUCCUAGCCGAGUCGUGGUCCAUCGCGGCCGAGGGCUACGACGAGAUCUUCGUCCCUAGAUUCAAGCCCUGGACGGACAACGCGCUCGCCUUGCUGGGCAGCACCGAGUUCAAAUUGCCACAAGGAGACGUUCUGGUGCCGACGUGCGGCCCCGGCCACGAGCUGCCGCUCGUCGCGGAGUUGCUGAAGAAUAGAAACGUGCGUGGGACGGACUUGGCACCCGGUGCGACGCGGCGUCGAUGGCGUAAAGGGGAAGCCUUCGGUCACGCCGUCGCCACCACGCAGGUAUGAUUGAGGUCGCGCAAAAACGCUGCGAAGGGAAUCCGAGACUUUCGUGCGCCGUCGAAGACGCGAUGGCGCCCUCGGGCGAAUAUGCGGCCUUAUUCUCCGUCUUCGGACUGCAACAAAUGCCCGACCACGCGCAAGCUAUACAAGCGUGGACACGUUGUCUGAAAAUUGGCGGCGUCGCCGUCGUUAUCUAUUGGCCUAUGGGCCAAGGCGUGGAAAAGCGGGGCCCGUGGGCGCACUGGGGACGCCUGCUCCGAGCAGCGCUCGGCGACGGCGCGCGCCGCGGAGUCCAGGGCUGGGAGGACUCGCUCCCGUCUGCGAUAGAAAGCGCCGGCGGCGAGGUCCUGUUCUCCCACCCGCUCAAAUACAGAAUCCAGUGGCCCAACGCGUCGGAAAUGUUCGACGCGAUGACCGAAUGCGGUCCCUGGCACGCGCUCCGCCUAAAAAAAGGCGACGACUUCGUCGACGGGCUCCGCGACGACUUCCUCGCGCCCUACGCCGUCGACGCGCCGCUCGUCCACGACCCCACGGCGCGGGUCCUAGUGUUCCGUAGAAAAUCUUAA
Pelagomonas calceolata is the source of this 1103-nucleotide messenger RNA. NCBI's taxonomy places the organism in Eukaryota, Pelagophyceae, Pelagomonadales, Pelagomonadaceae. The record is from the annotation of a GenBank genome assembly.